Molecule: messenger RNA, 1172 nt
Organism: Priapulus caudatus
Lineage: Eukaryota; Metazoa; Priapulida; Priapulimorpha; Priapulimorphida; Priapulidae
Exons: 3
Coding region: 561-956 (131 amino acids)
Source: RefSeq, a predicted model, not a curated record
GACAGGUGGCACGAGAGUCGGAGAGAUAAAAUGUCUGCACCCAUGAUCUUAUCUCUUUUGCCUUACAUCUCGUUGCCUUCGUCCUACUCCUAGUGCUAGUAGGCCAAGUUAUGAAAAUUUGGAAAGAAUUAACGUUUUUCCGGAAAAUAGGACUUUGCAUAGUGAUAGGGUCUGCAGUUUCAUAUUUCGUAUCAAACGGGCGCAACAUUGGUGAUAUGAUGUUCAACACAAAGCCCCUACCCACUGACACUGUUGUUGAGAAAAAGGGCACGAAAUGGGACAUUUGACACAGUAAACAGUGAAAAGUCGGCACAGCCAACCAUAGUUUGGAGCCCCGGCUCUCAUUUUGGGAAAUGUGUACAUUUAGUGAUAGUGUACAUUCAUAAUAUUGUGUAUUUGGUUAAUUAUUUAUGACACAACUUCAUCAUUUUAUUUUGAAAUAUUGACGCAAAUACCUUGGUUGGUGUAUAGUAUUAGUAGUUAGUACAACUACAAGUACGACUAGCAAGUUGUAUUUGCUAUACUAUUCCUACGCUUCCGCAACAUCGUCAUCGGCAAAGAUGUUGCAGAUAAAUCAUGUUCAGCAAAGAAUUUUGGUAACACUUGUAUGUGUGUUGCUAAUUAUGGACUGCUGCUGCAUUUUGGAGUGUCUUGAAAACUCACAGGCAAAGAGAGUUCUUUACCACUACCGGCGCUUCGAUUACAGAAAGAAGAAACCACAGGAGCAGUCCUUUAAGAAGUAUUCUCGUGCCUGUGAUCAGCGUGAGAAGUGUAGGCAACUUGUUGGUGCAGCACGGACAACAUGUGGUCGGCAGUGCUUAUCAGAGUACUGUUUCAAUGAACUCUAUGGGAUAGAUGAGCUAGAAGAUGGUGAGAUUGACGUUAGGCUACACUCCUUCAAGGGAUGCUUUUUUGAGGAGCAGUACAACAUGACUAAGAUAAAGAGAAUUAAUUGAGAUAACAUUGAAGACAAAAAAUAGAGAUUAUAUAAUUUCAAAACAUUGUACGUCAAAUUAAUGUUCAUUUAUUGUUCAAUUUUGAUGUGGGUAUGUGGAGCCUUUUUUCAUUGUGUUCCUAGUCAUAAUGUCAGCACAUCCAAGUGAAAUUACCUACAUUUUUCAUAUUCUGUGUACUAUGUUCUAGUAAAUAUUACCAAAUAUGUAUGAAUAGGA